This is a messenger RNA of Lucilia sericata (common green bottle fly), 512 nucleotides long. RefSeq names its product small integral membrane protein 12. The transcript has 2 exons. NCBI's taxonomy places the organism in Eukaryota, Metazoa, Arthropoda, Insecta, Diptera, Calliphoridae. Bases 91 to 357 code for a protein of 88 amino acids. The record is from RefSeq and is a predicted model, not a curated record.
UCUUCUUCUUUCUUUAGAAACCAUUCAUUGAAAAAUUAAACAAUAAAAACAAAUCAUUAUUUAACAUUGAAAUUUAUUAAUUGAAACAAAAUGUGGCCGAUUCUUUUAGCUGUUUUACGUCGAAAUGCAGUCUACAUCACACUUCCCAUUGCAGGAGUGGUAGGAUUUAUAGGAUAUAAUUUGGAAAGUUUACUUUCUGACAAAUAUACGCCGUACAGCAAAUCUGUCCAAGAGAAUCGAGCCGAACGUCUAACAGAAGAUGACAUUCUGGCUAAUGCUGGUCACGUGGAUAAGUUACGCUUAAAAGAAAAUGUUUUGGAACGAAAUUUACCUCCUUCUUUACAAAAGAAAAUCUGAAAUGAUGACACACCCGCAUUUAAAAAUAUAAAUUUGGACAAAUAGAGAAGAUUCAAGCUACUAAAUAAAAAAAAUGUAAAAAUGUAUUUAAUUUAAAAUAUUAAUUAAUAAUUUAUUAUUAUUUAUAUAAAUAAGCUCAGCAAAAGAAUGUAUGA